Messenger RNA from Aspergillus nomiae NRRL 13137, 906 nucleotides. RefSeq names its product bZIP transcription factor atfB (gene atfB). Gene Ontology annotation, biological process: regulation of transcription by RNA polymerase II. The transcript is spliced from 2 exons. Bases 1 to 906 code for a protein of 301 amino acids. NCBI's taxonomy places the organism in Eukaryota, Fungi, Ascomycota, Eurotiomycetes, Eurotiales, Aspergillaceae. The record is from RefSeq and is a predicted model, not a curated record. Gene Ontology annotation, molecular function: RNA polymerase II cis-regulatory region sequence-specific DNA binding; DNA-binding transcription factor activity, RNA polymerase II-specific.
AUGUCAGUGGAACAACCUCUCUACCGCCGCGAUCAGGCCGCGAUGACAGAUCCCACCGGUGCCGAUUCAGCUGCCUUCGCCGCGGCGACCGCUUUCUCACAGCCCGACUUGUUGGCUUUCUCGCUCCCGGAAGAAGAACCGGUCUGGGGUUUCGAGACCAUCGUGCCGGCCAUGGCCUCGUGGCCCAGCAAGAUGGAGCCACAGACCUUUUGCAACCCGAGCAUGGAGGGGGGCUUCAAGAACACUCGCGUCCGCAACGGACAGCCCACGCCGCCUCCCUUUGAUGACAAGAAACUGCAGCCCCCCAUGGGAGAGACGUACCCGCUAGCACCAUUUGUCUUCACCAGCUCCCCACCCGAGUUUGCCCCCCGAAACAGCGCAGCAGCCUCAGCGUCGGCCGCCGCCCUAGAUGACCCCCGGCAGGAGCGGGCGAAGCGGGAAAAGUUCUUGGAACGGAAUCGGUUGGCGGCCAGCAAGUGUCGACAGAAGAAAAAGGAGCACACGAAGCACCUGGAGAUCCGGUACCGCGAGGUAUCCAGCAGGAAAAGCGAGCUCGAGGCUGAAAUCGAACACCUGCGCGGUGAAGUGCUCAACCUCAAGAACGAGAUGCUGCGGCAUGCGCAAUGUGGAGACGAGGCUAUCAAGCUCCACCUCGCCCAGAUGGUCCGCAUGAUCACUUCCAAGGACACCCCCCACCGCGAUGUGGUUUCUCCCGUGCGAUCCCCGGAACAGCACACGGCGGCGACUCCUCACGGGCUGUCGUUCGGGUUCGACGGUCCCAUGCAGCUGCCUUCGGAGAUGGGGUCGCCGUUGGAUCAGCGACGAGCCUCUGAGCAGUCCAUUCUGACCGACUCGUCCUACACAUUUACCACGGAUGACGGGUUUGAAGAGCUAAUUAAUGUUUAA